CAUACAAAGGAUCAAACAGGAGCAGGACCUCAGAAUUUUGACCCUUUCUUACAAAUGGAGGAACACAAAGAUGCUCAACACUGUUUUCAUAACUCUUCUUGCAGGAAGGCUUCGCUAUCGACAUCUAUAUACAUAACACUGUACAUUUUGUUCUCAUUAAUUUCAGCGGUUACAGUAUUUUUGAACAUACUGGUGAUCAUCUCGAUCUAUCACUUCAAGCAGCUCCACACUCCAACCAACCUGCUCAUCCUCUCUCUGGCUGUGACAGAUUUCCUGGUGGGACUGAUUGCGAUACCAGUAGUGACUGUGGCAGUAAUGGAAUCAUGCUGGGUUUUUGGGAAAUAUUUCUGUGUGUUUUUUCUCUUCAUCGGUUACUUAAUUAUUUCUUUAUCUCUGGGCAAUUUGGUUUUGAUAUCUAUUGACCGUUAUGUAGCUGUGUGUUAUCCCUUGUUGUACCACUCAAAAAUAACAAUACCAAGAAUUAUCUGUUGGAUAUUGAUUACCUGGUGUUGGUGUAGCAUAUACAAUGCUGCUAUUUCAAAUAACUCUGUAACUCUACAGGUACCCAAAAUGUGUUUUGAAGAAUGUUUUAUUUUUGAAGGAUUUAACUGGAGUAAAACCAUUGAUUUUGUAAUUAUAAUGGUUGUCCCAUGCUAUAUUAUUGUAACACUUUAUUUCAAAAUAUUUAUCGUCGCCAGAUCACAGGCCAGAAAGAUAUUUUCAAAAGAGACUGCCACCAAGUCUGGUGUUAAAACUGUACUGGUGAAUAAGACUGAGAGAAAAGCAGCAAAAACACUAUCUAUUGUAGUUUUCACCUAUCUCACUUGUUGGAUUUCAAUUUUUUUUCUACAUUUUUUUUUUCUACAAUCAUUAACUUACUUACUCUUGCUGCCAUUUCUUAAUUCCUUAAUUAAUCCAAUAAUUUAUGCUUUCUUUUAUCCAUGGUUCAAAGCGAUAGCUAAACAUAUUUUAACUCUAAAGUUAAGGCGUUUAUAGUUCCUACAUUUUUAUUCAAAAGUUUGACAAACACAGAUUUGAUAAUGUUAUUUUCAAACUAUACUGUUGUUGUAAUUGUUUCUUUCAUAAUACACUUACAUUACUUAUCUCAGUUAGCUGUUGUUAUUAUAGAUACAUUUGGUGUUGAUUCAGAAUGUGGUGUUGAUACAGCAUGAUUUGGCUGUAUUGGAUUGUAAUGACAUGUUAAUUGCCAAAGGCAUAAGCUUGUUAUAAAGACAUUUUAGUUAUUUUGGGAUGUACAUUCCAAAGACCAAAGUCUGUGUUUGUUCCAUGUUAUUUAAUGAUAAAUAGUAUGUAAGUAUUCUAAAAGUAAAGUACAUUUUGAGGACGUCAUGAAUCAAUCCAGAUGUUA
Oncorhynchus kisutch (coho salmon) is the source of this 1369-nucleotide messenger RNA. Its product is annotated as trace amine-associated receptor 13c-like. Gene Ontology annotation, cellular component: membrane. Gene Ontology annotation, biological process: G protein-coupled receptor signaling pathway. NCBI's taxonomy places the organism in Eukaryota, Metazoa, Chordata, Actinopteri, Salmoniformes, Salmonidae. Gene Ontology annotation, molecular function: trace-amine receptor activity. The transcript has a single exon. Bases 55 to 996 code for a protein of 313 amino acids. The record is from RefSeq and is a predicted model, not a curated record.